Molecule: messenger RNA, 6348 nt
Organism: Erpetoichthys calabaricus (reedfish)
Lineage: Eukaryota; Metazoa; Chordata; Cladistia; Polypteriformes; Polypteridae
Product: A disintegrin and metalloproteinase with thrombospondin motifs 7
Exons: 24
Coding region: 516-5792 (1758 amino acids)
Biological process (GO): extracellular matrix organization; proteolysis
Cellular component (GO): extracellular matrix
Molecular function (GO): metalloendopeptidase activity
Source: RefSeq, a predicted model, not a curated record
CACUUGAGACUCCCUGGCAGGACAAUCUGCCCGGUUCUCCCUCAAACUGUUGUUCCGACUCGCACCGCUGAGCGUCUCUAGUUGUUCAUUUUCUCUCCAGAGGAGGAGCCUCCCCCACCCUUAACCUCCUCAGUCCCCCAGUUGAGAAAGUUGGGAGACUUUUGUUAUCUGUCCGCUCUCACGAGAGAAACAGUCGCGUCUGCAGAGGUGCUGUUCGCUAAUGGGACUGCCGCCCACACAGACGCGGGGCACGCAAGCGGAACACCGGGGCGCCCGGGGGGUUAUGCAAAUGAAGGGUGACCGACCAUAAAGGUCGAGCGGGAGGACAGAUGCGGCGAACCGAAAUGGGCUGACAUGCACAGACGGGACGUUCAUUGGAUUACUGCAUUACUUUGACUUAUUUCUUUUUUUUUGCCCCGAUAAUGCUGCUUUAGUCCAAGUGCACGCGCAGCGGUGCCCGCUCCGAGGACAUCGUGCUGUCUCAAGUUCGACGAGUUUCCCUUCAGAGGCCAAGCAUGUUGGUGCCCCGCGGACUCGUAUCACUGACUUGUCUCCUUCAAGGUUGUUUCCUCUUCUUAUGCAGAACUGGCGAAGCAUCGGGGGCAACAGAUAGGUGGUCCAAGGAUUUCGACCAGUUUGAAGUUGUCUACCCCAUCCAAGUGGAUGAAAUUGGCCAGACCAUCUCUGAGUCUUGGUCACCUAGCCUUGUGCGUGGAAUUCACAAGCGGGACUUAUCCUCAGCACAUAUCUCUGAGCACAUUUACUACAAGGUUGUCCAUCGGCGGCAGGAACUGCUGUUUAACUUGACUGUCAAUCAUAACCUGCUGGCACCAGGUUUCAUAUCUGAGAGAAGGCAUGGUAGCCUUGCUGGAGCCAAGAUCUGGAAACACAACCGCAACUCCUGCCACUUCAUUGGAGAUGUUCUGGACCAGGCAUCUCAGAGAGGGAGAGCAGCUAUUAGUGCCUGUGGGGGCCUGACAGGGGUGUUCCAGCUAUCUGGCGAGGAUUUCUUUAUUGAACCACUGGAAGAAGCUGAAAGCAGCAGUGAAGAGAGGAAACCUCAUAUGAUAUUUAGGCGUCAUGUUACGGAACGGCCUGACUCCAAGGCCACCCCUGUGAGGGGACCAUGUGGAGUAAGAGAGUCACAUAGAAGCCAUGCGCAGGAGGAGAGGAAGCGAGAGAAAUGGCAACAGAGGCAUCAGCGGCCACGGAGAAUCCGUCAGCGUUCAAUCAGCAAAGAAAAGUGGGUAGAGUCCCUAGUGGUGGCUGACCGCAAGAUGGUGGAGUACCAUGGCAGUGAGAACGUGGAGAACUAUGUGCUGACUGUCAUGAACAUGGUGGCCAGCUUAUUCCACGACGCCAGUAUUGGAAACUCCAUCAACAUUGUUGUUGUUCGACUGGUCACCCUUGAAGAGGAUGAGGAUGACCUCAAAAUUACACACCAUGCAGACAACACCCUUUCCAGCUUCUGCAAGUGGCAGAAAGACAUUAACAUGAAAGGAGACAUACAUCCUAUCCACCAUGAUGUGGCUAUACUGCUAACCAGGAAGGACAUUUGUGCUGCAAUGAACAGACCCUGUGAGACCCUGGGCCUCUCUCAUGUUGCUGGCAUGUGCCAGCCUCACCGCAGCUGUAACAUCAAUGAGGACACUGGCUUGCCUGUUGCUUUCACUAUAGCACAUGAACUUGGACACAGCUUUGGGAUUCAGCAUGAUGGAACCAACAAUGACUGUGAGCCGAUUGGGAAAAGACCUUUCAUCAUGUCUCCACAGCUCCUGUAUGGUGCCGCACCUCCCAUCUGGUCCCGCUGCAGUCGAGAAUACAUAACCCGCUUCUUUGACCGUGGCUGGGGUCUGUGCCUGGAUGAGCCUCCAGCUCAAGACACCAUCGAGUUGGAAUUUGUGCCCCCUGGAGUGAUCUACGAUGCCUCUCACCAGUGUCGGCUUCAGUACGGCUCUGACUCCAUCUUCUGUGACGACAUGGACAAUGUUUGCAAUACUCUGUGGUGCACCGUGCACAACACCUGCCACUCAAAGCUGGACGCGGCAGUGGAUGGCACCAAGUGUGGUCCGCACAAGUGGUGCAUUGAUGGCGAAUGCUUAUCCAGGUCAUACCCACCAGAGAGAAUCAAUGGCGGCUGGGCAUCCUGGAGCCAGUGGUCACCAUGUACCCGAAGCUGCGGAGCAGGCGUGAGCAUUGCAGAGCGGCAGUGUACCAACCCCAUUCCAAAGUAUGGUGGAAAGUACUGUCUGGGUGAGAGGAAGAGGUACAAGAUUUGCAAUACCCGUCCCUGCACUUCUGAAAAGCCUUCAUUCCGUCAGCUCCAGUGUGAAUAUUUCAACAACCUGCCCUACAAGGGGAAGCUGUACAAGUGGGUGCCAGUGAAGAACCGCAUUAACCCCUGUGAGCUCCAUUGCCGGCCAGCUGAUGAGUACUUCUCAGAGAAAAUGUUGGAUGCAGUGGUUGAUGGGACACGAUGCUAUGAGGGCAGCAUCAGCCGGGACAUGUGCAUCAAUGGCAUCUGCAAGAAUAUUGGCUGUGACUAUGAAAUCGACUCAAACGCUGUUGAAGAUCGCUGUGGAGUCUGCCAUGGGAAUGGUUCCACCUGUGAGACAGUGACAAAGACCUUUGAGGAGAGUGAAGGACUUGGCUAUGUGGAUGUUGGCGUAAUCCCAGAAGGAGCACGCGAGAUACGCAUUGAAGAAGUUGCAGAGGCUGGAAACUUCCUGGCCCUGAGAAGCAGCGAUCCUGACAAGUACUUCCUGAAUGGCGACUGGACUAUCCAGUGGAAUGGAGAUUACAAAGUGGCUGGGACCACAUUCACUUAUGAGCGGAAUGGAAACCUGGAGAAUCUGACCUCCCCAGGGCCCACACUAGAGCCUGUGUGGAUUCAGCUCCUCUUCCAAGAGACCAACCCCGGUGUGCGUUAUGAGUACACAAUCCAUCGAGAACCAGACAGUGAGAAUGACCUCCCACUGCAGGACUUCUCCUGGCAGUACAGCCCUUGGACAAAGUGCAGUGUCACCUGUGGAACAGGUGUUCAGAGGCAGAUUGUUCACUGCAUGGAAAGGACAGAAGGGAUAGUAGAAGAGCACUACUGUGAACCGGCAACACGGCCAGAUGACCAGCAGGCCAGCUGUAAUGAGGAGCCAUGCCCAGCAAGAUGGUGGGUGGGAGAGUGGCAGAAGUGCUCAGCCACUUGUGGCGACAGCGGAACCACAAUUCGGACGGUGCUUUGUAUCCAAAGUGUCGGAUUGGACGAGCAGAGGGCGCUGCAGCUGUCUGAAUGCAAACACCUAGAAAAACCUGUAACUGUGGCACCAUGCAACCGGGACCGAAGCUGUCCUGAAUGGUCUGUGGGCAGCUGGACUGAGUGUUCUGUCACCUGUGGCGAUGGAGUUCAGAGACGUCCUGUGUCUUGCAAUAAUGGAGUGGAAGUGGAGUGUGACCCUACGCAAAAGCCACCUUCAGAAAUGCCUUGCAGCCUUCAGAGGUGCCUCAAGAGGUUGAAAGUCUUUGGAACAGAAUGGGUUGGCAGUGGAGCUUCAAGCAAAGAGCACUUCAAUGAGAUUGAUUUGAAUUCAAAAAUUGAGAAUCAUCUCUCCAGACCCGGCCAUGGAGUGUCUACAGAGCAGCGCCCAGAAAUGUCUGGUGACCUCAGCAAUGACAUUGAAGUUAACUUCCCCCUUUAUGGUAGGACUGGGCCAUCAGAUCACAAAAGUGGUACCAACGUGUUUGUGGAUGAUUUUUAUUAUGAUUACAACUUCAUCAAUUUCCACGAAGAUCUGUCCUAUGAUCCUUUGUCUGAACCAGAGGAGCCUAGGGAAGAUAUACUGACUAAUAACCAGAGUAAAGAUCCAACACUGGUUAUUUCUGAACCCAACAUAAAAACAACUGUCACUAGUGUAUCUAGAGUGUCACCCUCUGAGCAGACACCUGCCACAGAUUUAUCUCAGAAGUCAAAAGACAGAGACCUUAGUGGUUUCCAAGAACAUGACAAACAUGUACAGGAGGACUUGAACAACUUAGGAGAAAAGGACACAGAUGAAGAGGAUGAAAAGACGUUUUAUGAAGAAAAUCAGUUCUUGCGUGUUGUGGAAAAGGAAGUUUUGGUCACACCGGCUAGCAGCUUUUCUGUAAGAGUGAAAGUGGCAGAAGAUGCUACCACAACAGAAGCCCCACUGUCAACAAAAGUCAACUUGGUCACUCACAGCUACAUGCAAGAACACCAUGACUCUGAAGGAGGUCAAAGUCUUGGUGUCCAAAUUAAAAUGCAAAAGGGGGAUAAGACAACUAAGAAUGAAAAAGUUAGUGAAGAAGAAGAAGGGCCAGACCCACAUGAUGAUUAUGGUGUUAAACUGGGAACUAUGAGCACAGAAGAUGGAGAUUUCAUUAGUUAUUAUGAUUUGCCUACAAAGAAGUAUGCCGGUGAGGUGAAAGAAGGAAUAGAGGCAGACAAUCUAAAAGAGACAACAAAUUCAGAAAGAAUAUUGCUGCAAUCAGAAGACUGGGCUACUACAACAUCUGUAACCAAACCUGCAACUCCUAGCCCUACUUGGUUUCACCUCUACAACAUGCUGACUACAAACGAUGUUCAGUCAUCUACUGAAAUGACCCUGUAUCUUGUGUCCCGAGAAAGGACUUCUGCCUUCACAGAGCUUCCAGACCCCUCUCAGUACAACCUUCUUGAAGAGGCUCUGCCCACAAGUUCUCAGGCUAGUGAGGUCACUGACGGUCCAUUAAGUAGCCCAAGUCAUUCCUGGGUAGAGAUCGACUCCAAUGAAAUCAUUAUACCUUCAGGUGUCAUGGGGCCCACAGAAAAUAACAAUCCAGCAACCACACACAUUCCCAUAAUUCAGUCCAGUGAAGGCUCCCUGUUCCUAGACAAUGUUCAGAUGCAGGUUACAACACCCAUGCCACAGGAUCUACCAUCUACUCCACUAGAAUUCCCAGAGGUCAAUGUGACUGCAUUCUGGAGGACCGGGAACUGGAGCACCUGCUCGACCACCUGUGGACUUGGGGCGAUCUGGAGGACCGUAGAGUGUGGCACUGGAUCAGAUGCAGACUGUGAUGUUUCUAAGAAGCCAGCGCCUGCUCGCAGAUGCUAUCUCAGGCCCUGCUCAAUGUGGCAUAUGGGAAACUGGAGCAAGUGUUCCAGUAACUGUGGAGGAGGCCUAAAGACACGGGAGGUCCACUGCGUGGACACCAGAGAGCAGCGGCUCCUGAGGCCAUUUCACUGCCAGGCCAUAGAGCACAAGCCACCCACAAGCACAGCUUGUAAAACUGAACCAUGUCUGGAAUGGUACUCUUCAUCCUGGAGUGAAUGCUCAGAGGUGUGCGGUCGUGGACAACAGGAGCGUUUUGUUACUUGCCCAGAAUUUGGAAGAUGCAGUGAGAACAACCAGCCAAAUAUAACAAGGAGCUGCAAUACACAUCCCUGCACCAAAUGGGUAAUGGGAUCUUGGGGUCAGUGCUCAGCAACUUGUGGAGGUGGCCUUCAACGCCGUCUGGUGAAGUGUCUAAACACGAAAACGGGUGAGACGGAGGAGGACAGUGACAAGUGUAGCCAUGAUCCCUGGCCCGAGAACACGCAGAAGUGUAACACGCAGGAGUGCAACAACAUGGAACCAAAACCCUGCCGUAGGGACCGCCUCACACUUGGCUUCUGCCAGACCCUCAAGCUGCUGGGAAGAUGCAAGCUGCCAACAGUGAAAGAGCAAUGCUGCCAGAGCUGCCAAGCUCCUGGUCAUGGAGUACGGGAGCGGGGCGAUGAGCGUGUCACCCGGAGGUGAUGGGGAGCUGAGAUGCAACAGGACACUUGGAGGCACACAAAACCCCCAUUGGUGCAUUUACCAGUGGAAGCCUGACAGCUAACGUUCAGAAAAUUUUCCAAAGUUAUCUGCUAGCCCCUUUAAUUCCAAAACCUUCCAGUGUGUUUACAUAGGGGGGGGCGGGAGCGUGCCUGUACAGAUUUCAGGGCAGUCGCAGCACAGACUCUACCUGCUGUUUGUCUGUCUGUGACACUCAGGUGCUCUUGGCGCUUUGCCUGGCCAAACUGGCCCAUCCCCUUUACUUGAACUGUGCCUUUUUGAUUUUCUAGGUGCUUCUAUUUCUCUUUAUAUAUACAUGAAUAGAUAUUUGAGGGUUCUAACUGUAUGCUGUAGCUGAAAUGUCUCUCAGAAUAACAGUUAACACCCAAAUAAUCCAAAGUGUAUACAGUUGAGCCUCAGGCACACAGCAGGCCUUUUUGUAUGUAUUGUGAUUUUAACACGUGGAGGAAAAAAAUCUGCAUUGGCUAAACCACUGGACACUGUUACGUGUGCACUAUAAAUGUUUUAUACUAACCAG